Messenger RNA from Bombina bombina (fire-bellied toad), 1681 nucleotides. It is a transcript of the gene MDFIC, whose product is annotated as MyoD family inhibitor domain containing. Lineage: Eukaryota; Metazoa; Chordata; Amphibia; Anura; Bombinatoridae. The transcript is spliced from 6 exons. The coding region runs from base 501 to 1244 and encodes 247 amino acids. The record is from RefSeq and is a predicted model, not a curated record.
AAUUUGUGUCUGUGUGUGGAGUUUCAGAACUGAGCUGUAAUGGCCGCUAACUGAGUAUCUCAGUACAGAAGCAGUUUUAAACUUUCUGAAUUAAGAAGCCUUUUCCUCUGUAGCUUUAAAGUCAGAAACCGGGUUGCAGAAUAUUCAUAUUAUACUGUUUUUUUUGUUUUUUUGGAUCACCCAGUGAGAUAAUGUGAGACAAGUUAUAACUACUGAAGACUGAAAGUUUUGUUGAACAAGGAACUUGAGCGCUGUGUAGUUUUGAACAUCUGCACUAAAGAAUCCUUUCCCAGCUGGACACUGCUGCAGACAACUAUAGCGUAUACAACUGGCUGCCGGCUGCCUGCCAGAGUGGGAUGAUUUGACUCGAGUCUCCGGAAAUGAUGAAAAUAAGGAUUGAAAAAGUGAGAGAAGAGUGAAAAAAAAGUUUCUUCUGUGCGAGAGCUGCCUGGUGGUUUUGAUUUGGCUACAUUUAUAUUUCUCGCUGAGCGACCUGGCAGAUGUCCCAAGUGACAGAACCUCUUAUGCCUGGGCCUGAGGGGCCCGCGCAGGAAGCAGAAGCUGAAGAGAGCCUCUUAAUUUCCCUUCCACUUGAAAAAUGUGAAAAAGAAAGUAUGGAUGUAGAAGACUCCGUGCCAUCUUAUACAAAUAAAAGUGUACAAACAGAUUUGGAAAGCAGAAUGAUUUUAGGAGAUUGUAGUAAUGACGCUCCCAUUAAAACCCAACCUCAGCGCUUGCCUCAGCCAAAUACUUCAGUACUGGAACAGAGCGAGGAAGAAACUGGCAAGAUACAAAAUGGUCAUGUAGGUCUGAGUAAUAUAAAUGGAAUCCACAAUGGGGUCAAACAUGUUGCUGCAGAUCACAGAAAGUUGUCCGCUCCUGUUUCUCAAAAAAUGCACAGGAAAAUCCAGUCCAGUUUGUCUGUUAGCAGUGAUGGUAGCAAAAAAAGCAAAAUGAGUUCAACAUAUUCUCAAAAGCCAGGCUCUUCGCCAGAAGAUUGUUGUGUUCAUUGUAUCUUAGCUUGUUUGUUCUGUGAGUUCCUCACGCUCUGUAACAUAGUACUGGGACAAGCAUCUUGUGGUAUCUGCAGUUCUGAGGCUUGCUGCUGUUGCUGCGGAGAGGAGAUGGCAGAUGACUGUAAUUGUCCUUGUGAUAUGGACUGUGGGAUAAUGGACGCAUGUUGUGAAUCUUCAGACUGCUUGGAAAUCUGCAUGGAAUGCUGUGGAAUAUGUUUCCCUUCAUGAAAUAUACAGAACAUUCCUUUCUUUUGCAACUGGAGUAUUUCAAAUUUCUACGGAGGAAAAUAAAAAAGACUUGGUCAGAUAUGUAAAACACAUCCUGUUUACCCUGCUACCUAUUUUUGUAUUUUCUAUUCUCCCUAGAGCUUCAUCAUCGUUAACUAGACACAAACCUGGAAGAAUUCUAAAAUCCAUCAAACUGUAAUUACAAGCUGCAAGCAAUAAUUUUGUGUUAAAGUAUACACAUGCUUAUAUUUAAAAAUAGAUUAAUCUUCUGAUAACAACUAGGAUAUAAAUAAUACUGCAAAAUGUUGUUUAAUGGUAUAACAUGAUAUACUUAUGAAAGCAGCCUUGUGAACAAAUAGUAUGAUACAAUUUUAUCAAGUAAAAUAAAUUGUGUAGUAAUAUUUUCUAUAUACAGAAUGGACUUUUGUUCCAUUAAA